Cladocopium goreaui is the source of this 369-nucleotide messenger RNA. NCBI's taxonomy places the organism in Eukaryota, Dinophyceae, Suessiales, Symbiodiniaceae. The record is from the annotation of a GenBank genome assembly.
AUGAUCCGAAGGUGUUUGGUGCUGCUGGCACUGGGCGUUUCUUCGCAAGAGCUGGAUGAAACUUGCGAUUUGCAGUUGCUGCAAGUGAGUCAAACCUUGGAGACCAGCAGAACAUGGAUGGUCUUGGGCCAGGCCCAAACGGACCGCAUCUUGACGCCCGCCGUCACCGGCAGCGCGGCGCUGGUGGAGAUCGCGGACCUAGCGGUGGCGCAGCAGGGAACCAAGGCGGAUGGGAAGAAACUGGGGAUUUUCCUGGGAAAAUUGGAGAAAAACAUAGAAAAACCAAGGAGUUUCCGGGGAAAAUUGGAGAGAAACUCAAGAUUUUCCUGUAAAAAUCGGGAGAAACUAAGGAUUUUUCUGGAAAAAUAG